Messenger RNA from Dichomitus squalens LYAD-421 SS1, 1023 nucleotides. Its product is annotated as GAMM1 protein. Gene Ontology annotation, cellular component: cytoplasm; nucleus. Bases 1 to 1023 code for a protein of 340 amino acids. The record is from RefSeq and is a predicted model, not a curated record. NCBI's taxonomy places the organism in Eukaryota, Fungi, Basidiomycota, Agaricomycetes, Polyporales, Polyporaceae. The transcript has 7 exons.
AUGUCGACUGGUCAGGAGCACCCCGCGAAGAAGCAGAAAUUAGAGGCCAAGGCGAUUGGUACGCACAAUGGUACAUUCCAUUGCGACGAGGCCCUCGCUGUCUUCCUCCUGAGGAAGACCAAUGCAUAUGCGGAUGCAGGUCUCAAGCGAUCGAGGGACCCGGCUAUCCUCGAUACUUGCGACAUCGUCGUCGACGUCGGGGGUGUGUACGACGAGAAGAUCCAGCGCUUCGACCACCACCAAAGGGGCUUCACUGAGGUUUUCGGUCAUGGCUUCGACACCAAGCUCUCCUCGGCUGGUCUCGUCUAUAAACACUUUGGCAAGGAGAUCAUUGCCAACACGCUGCAGCUCCCGCUGCAAGACCCGAAGAUCGAGACGCUCUGGCUCAAGCUUUACAGAGAGUACAUCGAGGCGAUCGACGCUAUCGACAAUGGCAUCAACCAGUACCCCACGGAGCUCAAGCCCAAGUACCGCAUCAGGACCGACAUCUCUGCCCGUGUCGGAUACUUGAAUCCUGCUUGGAACCAGUCCACCGAUUCCGCAACGGUCGACGCCAAAUUCUUGCAGGCCUCGGCGUUGGUGGGCAACGAGUUCCUGGACAGGCUCGGCUAUUACGCCGACGCCUGGCUCCCCGCGCGCGACCUCGUAGUCGCCGCUCUGGAGAAGCGCAAGCAGGUGGAACAGAACGGCCGUAUCAUCCUCUUCGAGCAGUUCGCUCCGUGGAAGGAACACCUUUUCGAACUCGAGGAAGCUCUUCAAAUUCCCGACGCCGAGAAGCCCAUAUACGUCCUUUACCCAGAUGAAACUGGAGGAAACUGGCGCAUUCAGGCCGUCCCAGUUGCACCCGAGAGCUUCGAAAGCCGCAAGGCACUUCCCGAGCAGUGGCGCGGUGUCCGCGAUGACGAUUUGUCCAAGCUCUCCGGGGUCGAGGGCUGCAUCUUCGUCCACGCUAGCGGUUUCAUUGGCGGCAACAAAACCAAGGAAGGCGUUCUCCGUUUGGCAAACCUCGCUCUCGACAUGUGA